GCAGAAGGAGCGGUGCGGCCGCUGCUCAAUGGCGGAAAAGCCGCUGGUGCUCUGACCGCCUGGUUCCCCCCCCCUCCGGCAGUUGCGGGGGAGUUUCCUGCCGGCGCGGUUGGAGUCUCUGUUUCUCCGUGUCCGGUGGCUGGAAGAUGCUCCAGAGAGACCAGGCUGCGGCGGAGGAGGUGGCGGCGGCCGAGUCGGCAGCGGCGCUGGGGUGGAGAGAAGGCGGCGGCGGCGGCGUGAGGGGCCGAACGGUGUAAACAGCCCGGGCGGCGGCGGUGGCCGAGCCCCCGAGGGCGAAGCGGCGGCGGAGGCAGGGUCGCGUCUUGGGAGGAAGCCGGGGGCCGCGGGCGGCUGUGCGGCGGGCGAGCCCGCGAGACCUCGCCUCCUCCGUUCGCCUCAGAUUUAUUACUCAACAUGGGUGCAUUUUUGGAUAAACCCAAAACUGAAAAACAUAAUGCUCAUGGUGCUGGGAAUGGUUUGCGUUAUGGCCUGAGCAGUAUGCAAGGAUGGAGAGUGGAAAUGGAAGACGCACACACAGCUGUUGUGGGUAUUCCUCACGGCUUGGAAAACUGGUCAUUUUUUGCAGUUUAUGAUGGUCAUGCUGGAUCCCGAGUGGCAAAUUACUGCUCAGCGCAUUUAUUGGAACACAUCACUACUAAUGAAGACUUCAGGGCAGCUGGCAUAUCAGACUCUGCUCUUGAGCCUUCAGUGGAAAACGUUAAGACUGGUAUCAGAACUGGCUUUUUGAAAAUUGAUGAAUAUAUGCGUAACUUUUCUGACCUCAGAAAUGGGAUGGACAGGAGCGGUUCAACAGCAGUGGGCGUUUUGAUUUCACCUACACACAUCUACUUUAUCAACUGUGGUGACUCACGAGCUGUUCUGUGUAGGAAUGGAGAAGUCUGCUUUUCUACCAAGGAUCACAAACCUUGUAAUCCAAUGGAAAAGGAGCGAAUCCAAAAUGCGGGAGGCAGUGUGAUGAUCCAGCGUGUGAAUGGUUCAUUAGCAGUGUCUCGUGCUCUGGGGGACUAUGAUUACAAGUGUGUUGACGGCAAGGGCCCGACAGAACAGCUAGUUUCUCCAGAGCCUGAGGUCUUUGAGAUUUUAAGAGCAGAAGAGGAUGAGUUUGUCGUCUUGGCUUGUGAUGGGAUCUGGGAUGUGAUGAGUAAUGAGGAGCUCUGUGAAUAUGUUCAGUCUAGGCUUAAGGUCUCUGAUGACCUGGAAAAUGUGUGCAAUUGGGUAGUGGACACUUGUUUACAUAAGGGAAGUCGAGAUAACAUGAGUAUUGUAUUAGUUUGCUUUUCAAAUGCCCCCAAGGUCUCAGAUGAAGCAGUGAGGAAAGAUUCAGAGUUGGAUAAGCACUUGGAAUCACGGGUUGAAGAAAUUAUGGAGAAGUCUGGGGAGGAAGGAAUGCCUGAUCUUGCCCAUGUCAUGCGCAUUUUGUCUGCAGAAAAUAUCCCAAAUUUACCUCCUGGGGGAGGGCUCGCUGGCAAGCGCAAUGUUAUUGAAGCUGUUUAUAAUAGACUGAAUCCACACAGAGACAGUGAUGGGGGCGCUGGAGAUCUAGAAGACUCAUGAUAGCCUUAUAAACCUUCUAAAAUACUUUUCUGAAAAUUGGGGGAAAAACUUUUAAUCACAUUUUCUUCAAUACAAGGGGAAAUAUUCUUGUGGAUUCCCACUGUUUUGUGAUAUGAGCAGAAAACCAUUAGCAUUUCCCAUCAUUGGUUCACACCUGUAUUUCCCGGUAAUCGCCUUUCGUAGCAUUGCCUGGACUCUACAGUAUUUUUACCAACCUCAGGCAUCUGCCUACAACUGUAUUGAAUUUUUGGCCCUAGAAAAAAAUGGAAUUAUUUACCACAAACCAACAAAUGUGCCUGAGGUGCAUGGGAAUAUAGUUAGCGAUACUCUGAAGAUACAUUAUGGGUUUUUUUUAAAACAAGCAAAACAAAACACAACAUAUAAGCAUGUAAGAGUAAAGAAUUGUAAGAAAAGUUCCAGUUUUUCAGUUCACCAAGUUGGAAGCCUUUUGUAGUUCUGUGGCUUGGAAUUUCAUUUGAGCAAUUUACUAUAGGAUAUGUAUUUAUUAUUAAUUGUUAUUUAAAUUUUUCCAAUUUCCUUGUAUUACCAAACUGGGUUCUCCAAUAAUGUUCACUUUGUAAUGUUGCCUUGCUUCAAGAUACGGUGUUUGGCAAUAAUAUAAACCCUUACAAUUUUAUGCAUGUGUCUAUUACAUCCUUCAACUCUUACUAGAAGAUCUUUUGAAACCAAAUGAAUUAAUUUAUGGCUAUUUAUAAUUUGCUUUGUCAUCUGCUUCGAAUUCUUUUAAUUGAUGAGAUUUGCCUUUAUAAUGUAAAUUGUGAUUUUUUUUGUUUUAUAUGUGGGUUCCUAUAGUUUUAAUUUUUCAGCUUUUAAGAUACAAGUUUUAUGUAAUUUGGUAUAAUUUUUAACUGUAUGUUAUUUUAAAAGCUCAGAAUAUCACAUUGAAAUACUAUAAAUACAUUUAAAAGUAUCUAUUUUAGAUCUAAGGAAAUCUACAGAGAUAUUUUCAUGGGUUCAGUAACCUUUCCUUUUAUAACAUUGGGCACGGUACAGAGUGGCUGUCACAUAAGGUACUUAAAUUAAUUAGUUAUAUUUUUACAAUAACGUUGAAUUCUUGGGAUUUUUUUCCUUAGUUUUGCAUGUAUGAAAUUCAAUGCUGAACGUGAAGAGUAAAAUAUUUAUGAAAAGAAGUUGCUGGAGUUGGGAGAAGUACUGAAUGUAUCCAUUUGUACAUGGUUUCCAUGUUGUGGAUGCUUUGUAAACAUUUUCCUCUUUGUUUUAAUUAUGUUUCAGCAGGUUGUAGUUGCCCUUGUGUGUAGUUAAAAGUGAGUCAUCAUCUGGUCCUGUGUGAAAUGGAAUUCAUGGUAUUUCUGUAUUGUUUUCCUGAAGCUGUUUCUGGGAGCCACACAUUUGAAUACAGCUUUCCUGAUCACUUGAUUUAUUGUGCACCUGAUUUUUGCUCUAAAAGGAAUUAUUGCCACAAUAUAUUUUAUUUAUUCUUUAGAUUUUAGCCUUGUAAGUUAAAGUGCUUUACAUGAUGGUGUUAAAAACUACUUGUCCCUUUACUGGGGUUUGGGGGUUUGUUAAAAGAUGGGGAAUGAAGAAUGCAAAAUGGUUUAUUGUUUAACCUGACCACUCUGAUCGACCCUGUACUGAUAGUACCUUUCCAGUAUGGUAUUGUGAUGUUUCAUACGAUGCAGUGAACGUAACCAACUUGUUACCUAAAUAAAGACUUGAUUUCAAAACAAUGUGACAUACUACUCCUUGGUGUGAUUUUCAAAAUAAAAGUGCAACUUUGGUUGUGGUUUUUAAUAUGUA
This is a messenger RNA of Peromyscus leucopus (white-footed mouse), 3354 nucleotides long. RefSeq names its product protein phosphatase, Mg2+/Mn2+ dependent 1B (gene Ppm1b). Lineage: Eukaryota; Metazoa; Chordata; Mammalia; Rodentia; Cricetidae. Gene Ontology annotation, molecular function: manganese ion binding; magnesium ion binding; protein serine/threonine phosphatase activity. Gene Ontology annotation, biological process: positive regulation of canonical NF-kappaB signal transduction; positive regulation of canonical Wnt signaling pathway; protein dephosphorylation. Gene Ontology annotation, cellular component: nucleus; cytosol. The record is from RefSeq and is a predicted model, not a curated record. The coding region runs from base 415 to 1575 and encodes 386 amino acids. The transcript has 6 exons.